Molecule: messenger RNA, 450 nt
Organism: Penicillium samsonianum
Lineage: Eukaryota; Fungi; Ascomycota; Eurotiomycetes; Eurotiales; Aspergillaceae
Exons: 2
Coding region: 1-450 (149 amino acids)
Source: RefSeq, a predicted model, not a curated record
AUGAAAUUCCUCGCCGCAUGCUUGACGCUCAUUAGCGUCUCUCCCUGGACGGUGAACGCACUUCCCAGCCCUGAAGAUCUCACAGUCCUUGCCUACAGAGCCUGGGACUUCCGUUUCCUCAGUGAGGCACCCCCAAUCUGCAACAGCUCCGUGAGCAAUAUCCAAUACUCCAUUCUCCACUACUCUGGCGCGAAACGACGUGAUUGCCAGGUAUUGAAUACUGCCGAAUUCAACUCAACAAACGUCAAGAGUAUCUCGUGGAAGAGCCCAUCGGACACGGACCGGUAUGACCUUUGCAUGUUCGGCUCUCCUGACUGUUCCGGUGGGAAGGAUAGCCUGCUGGGAAGCAUUACCAAUGGCUGGGAGGUGUGCUAUUUGUAUAAUGGGUUCGAGUCGUGGACUAUCGUUCCCACUGGGGAGGCUUGCGUUCCAGGCGGAGGGGAGGAGUAG